Messenger RNA from Rana temporaria (common frog), 945 nucleotides. RefSeq names its product olfactory receptor 51E1-like. Bases 1 to 945 code for a protein of 314 amino acids. NCBI's taxonomy places the organism in Eukaryota, Metazoa, Chordata, Amphibia, Anura, Ranidae. The record is from RefSeq and is a predicted model, not a curated record. Gene Ontology annotation, biological process: G protein-coupled receptor signaling pathway. Gene Ontology annotation, molecular function: olfactory receptor activity; G protein-coupled receptor activity. The transcript has a single exon. Gene Ontology annotation, cellular component: membrane.
AUGUUGCCAAACAAGAGCCAUAUCCCCGCCACGUUCCGCCUGACCGGCAUGCCGGGGCUGGAGUCCCUCUACGGCUGGAUCUCACUUCCGUUCUGCUUCAUGUUCUUCACGUCCAUCGUUGGGAACGGUCUUAUCCUUCUCGUGAUCAUCAAAGAUUACAAACUCCACCAACCCGCGUUCUUCCUUCUCUCCAUGCUGGCCGGCACCGACCUUCUCUUCACCGCGGUCACCAGCCCCUCGGUCCUCGCCAUUUUCCUGUUUGACCACAAGCUCAUCCAAUCUCAACUGUGCCUCCUGCAAAUGUUCUUCAUCCAUUCGCUCUCCAUCGUCGAGUCUUCACUCCUGGUGGCCAUGGCCUUCGAUCGAUAUGUCGCCAUUUGUCAUCCUUUAAGAUACUCGUCCAUUCUUACCGGCUCUGCCGUGGCCAAGAUUGGUCUUGUCUCCGCCCUCCGAGGAACCCUUCUCCAUAUCCCACCAGUGUCCAGCCUGAUGUUUCUGCACUACUGCAAGGGUAACGCCUUGUCCCAUCCGUACUGCUUGCACCAGGAUGUGAUGAAGUUGGCUUGUCAUGGAACCAAUGCCUUCAACAUCAUGUUUGGUCUUGUGGUUAUCCUUUGUACUGUGACACUGGAUGUCGUCCUCAUUGUCUUGUCCUACAUUCUGAUAAUUCGAUCCGUCCUUCACGUCACCAAACUGGACCGUUCUAAGUUAUUUAACACUUGCGUGUCCCACCUCUGUGCUGUGGUUCUGUUCUAUGCCCCGAUGGUGGCGCUGUCCUUGGUUCAUCGCUUCGGAAAAGAGGUCUCACCCUUAUUUCUGAGCCUCAUGGCCAAUUCCUACCUCUUCCUUCCAUCCAUGCUGAACCCCGUCAUCUACAGUGUCAAGAGCACACAAAUCCGUGAGGCCUUACUUCAGACUUUCCACAGAGGACCAAUGGAUUGUUAG